Molecule: messenger RNA, 1204 nt
Organism: Topomyia yanbarensis
Lineage: Eukaryota; Metazoa; Arthropoda; Insecta; Diptera; Culicidae
Product: zinc finger protein 830-like
Exons: 2
Coding region: 137-1129 (330 amino acids)
Biological process (GO): mitotic DNA damage checkpoint signaling; nuclear DNA replication; mitotic DNA replication checkpoint signaling
Cellular component (GO): nucleus; spliceosomal complex
Molecular function (GO): nucleic acid binding; zinc ion binding
Source: RefSeq, a predicted model, not a curated record
AACUGUCAAACGUUGAUUGCGCUAUUAUAACGAGUGAAACAUAAACAACACAUUAACAUUAUUUGAGAAUUUACGAUUUUUCCGCUGUGUCCUGUAGGAUUUAGUUAAAAAGUGAUACUAAAGCAUUUUUGCAAACAUGUCAGCUGCGUUCAGAUUGGCAAAGAAAAAAUAUACGCAGCAAGAUCUGCGGCGGAUUAUGAAUGAAACUAAAGCUGGUUCUGGAAAACAGACGGAUACUACGACUAAAAAGAUCGAUUCUCCACUGGCUAAGUACAACGAGGCCGGUCAACUCACUUGUGUUUUGUGUCGAUCGAUUGUCCGCUCGGAAGCUGUGUGGAAGGUUCACAUCAACUCAAAACAACACAAGGAAAACAUCGAGGAAGCCAAGAAACUGAAAAAUAAAACGGCACAAUCUGCAUCUGCUGCUGCCCAGUUAAAAUCACAACCAACUCCAGGAUCAACUCCACCACCACCUGGUGCCUUCAAGCGACCAUCAUCACCUUCAGUCUCCCAGAUAAAUGCCAACAGUAGCAAGAAGCUGAAAGGAAUUCUGAAACAUUCGACCAAUGAGCCGAAACAUCCCGAUGCUGGCGUUCUUCCUGAGGAUUUUUUCGAAUCAGGUGCACCCAUCAGAAAAGAUCUAGUCAACAUUCGACUGCCGAGCGGCAGUAGGCUGAAAGAGGAAACUAAAGAAACGGAAGCAGUCCCGGUAGAGCCCCCGCUGGAAGAUGAAAAGAUCCCGGAGGGUUUCUUCGAUGAUCCGAAGGCGGACGCGAAGGCGAGGAACAUCGAGUACAAGGAUCCUAACGAUGAGGAGUGGGAUCGCUUCCAGAAGGAAAUCAAGGAAGCAACGACCGAAUCGAUGGCUAUCAUCAGUGAGGAGCAGGAGGAAUCUACGGUUGAGCGCCAGAUAAGCGAAAUCGAUGAACAGAUUCGGAACUGGUCACGGGUGCUGAGUUUGGAGAAGAAGAAGGAUGAGGUAAGACACAGGACGGCGACGGCACUGGAAGCCGGCGAAAGGAUGGUCAAUGUGAAGAAGGAGAAACGCGAGCGUGACAGUGAGGAUGAAGAUGAUGACGGGGAUUUUGACGAGUUUCCGGACUGGAGAGCGAAAAAGUCGUUCAAAUGAUUGUCGUUAACGUUUAUCAGUAUAUAUGAGGUUGUAAUUAUAUAAGAAUAAAACUGUUGCAUAGAAAGGUUAGAA